Mya arenaria is the source of this 14412-nucleotide messenger RNA. Its product is annotated as hemicentin-1-like. Bases 440 to 11170 code for a protein of 3576 amino acids. Gene Ontology annotation, cellular component: plasma membrane. The record is from RefSeq and is a predicted model, not a curated record. Lineage: Eukaryota; Metazoa; Mollusca; Bivalvia; Myida; Myidae. The transcript has 81 exons. Gene Ontology annotation, biological process: homophilic cell-cell adhesion.
UUGGGUACUUGCAGACAGCCGCCUGUUGAAUUUCUUUAACUUUGUUUUUAUCAAAUUUUAGCUGCUCGUGUGUGCUUCUUUGUCUUUGAUAUCAAUUGUAGAAAUCUUUUGAUAUCUACACAAGAUUUGUCAGAAUUCUGGAUUGUGUUUAGACAUCAUUCAAACUGUUCUUAGAAAUAAAUCAUUUCUUUAAUUCAAAACGGAAGUUCUUAAAUGUUUAACAUUCCGAUUGUAUUCAGACAAUUUAAAUUCUAAACCAAAAUUUGCGGAUUUUUAAAUUUUUUUAUUUUAUUUUCAUUCUAUGAUGGUGAUGAAUUUUCACAACGCCGGGAAAUCGGUAGAUCAGUGGAAUUAAAUAUUGAAGACCACAGUACAAUGUACGAAUUUUAAUAAGCGUCUCUGUGAUAAUCAAACAGUGUGAUUUAGAAGACUUUAAAAAAUGGAGCCGCGGUCAUCAUGGGCGGCUGCCGUUUCCGUCCUGGCCAUUGUCGCUACGGUUUCCAUUUCAAUACCUGAGGUGCUGGGACAGCCGCGUGGCCUGACAGGGACGGGCGCGACGGAAAUACCGGAAGGGGCUGCCUCCCUGGCGUUCGUUUUUGACAUAACGGGGUCUAUGUACGAUGAUCUCGUGCAGGUGAUAGAGGGGGCAGCUCGCAUCCUGGCCACCACCCUUUCCCGGCGGGAGAAACCGUUGUAUAACUACGUACUGGUUCCUUUCCACGACCCGGAUUACGGCCCAGUUGUGGUCACAACUGACCCGGAUGAUUUCCAGUAUGAGUUACGGAACCUGUAUGUGCAGGGAGGCACGGACUGCCCAGAAAUGUCCAUCACUGCUAUUAGGGAGGCCCUGGCAGUGUCACUCCCAAACUCGUUCAUUUAUGUGUUUACGGAUGCACGCUCGAAGGAUUACCACCUCGUAGAAGAGGUGCUGGCUAUGGUUCAACAAAAACAGAGCCAGGUUGUGUUUGUGUUGACGGGCGAUUGUGGCGAUCCUACCCAUGCCGGAUAUCUGGCUUACGAACAAAUUGCCUCCACAUCUUCUGGACAAGUCUUCCUGCUUAGAAAAUCACAAGUGAAUGAAGUGUUGAACUUUGUACGAGUGGCUGUACAGACGCGGAAGGUGAACCUCAUGUCAGUAGAUGUUGUGGACUCCACUGAAAAUGAGUUUGAAAUUCCAGUCGACUCCACCCUACAAGAAAUCACAAUAUCUGUCAGUGGAUCUAAACCCCAGAUAUCAUUGAUUGAUCCUGCAGGAAACGUAUUCAACCAGCGACGUGGACUUAACAAACUGUUGGACAUUCGGAAUGCUCUUGUGGUUAACGUCAAAGAACCUCAGGCUGGGGUAUGGCGUAUGAAGGUCGAGAGUGACGGGCGUCACACCAUUCGUGUCACCGGCCUUUCUAGUACAGACUUUGUGGCACGAUUUUCCCGAAAACCAGGGACAGAUUUAGUAGAUGGGGAUCGUAGACCUAUCGGAGGCAUUCCAACGUACAUGACCAUUAACGCGACUGAUCUCGGUCCCCCAGGAGCUCUCUCCCAGGUUUCCCUCGUUGAUCUCCAUGGUAACAUUCUCGAUCAAUAUCCACUCACACGUGACCAAAAUGUUGGGAGCAUCUACACUUCCCCUUCUUUUAUACCACCGGAAGAGUUCUUUUAUGUUCAGGUGAAUGGUGUCGACCAUGGAGGCUACAACUUGCGUCGUCAGACACCAACAGCGAUUACCCGAGUGGUUCCUGUUGCCCCAAACGUUUGGAUGCCCGAGGUGACGCAGGGGUAUUUUGGGCUGACUGCGGUGAUCGUGUGUAAUGUGGACAGCCACGUGCCCUACACUGUACGCUGGUAUAAGGAAGACCAACAACAAGGGCCAGAACUCUACUUCACGGAUUCUGCCAACGUCACACUUGAACUGGAGGUGGCCAAUCAAUUUGCAGAGGGCAUAUAUUUCUGUAACGCGACAAAUGUUGCUGGGUCCAGAAGAGUGCCAACGUUCCUAGAUGUCAGUGAGCCCCCACCAUCUAUCACGGUACCACAAAACGUGUCUGUCCUACCUGGAGAAAACGCCUUGCUCACAUGUUAUGUAUUCAGCACAGUCGAUCACAACGUCACAUGGCAUCGGGAUGGAUAUCGAGACCAUCUAAGAUCGAGUCAGAAAUUUGUCGAUUACAACAACGGUUCACUACUUGUCAGGGGUGUGGUUCUUGAGGACGAGGGUGGGUACACAUGUCUAGCGGCCAAUGAGGGAGGAGUGUCAAAACAGACCGCCCACAUCCGUGUACAGGUCGCACCGACUGCUAAAAUCACCCCUCCCUCUGCCACUUUCCAACACGGAGAGACACGCGAAUUCACAUGCAAUGGGGAGGGUUUUCCUGAACCUGCGAUAAACUGGUUACGAGAUGGCCGAUUGAUGGUGACGAGCGAGCGGGUUCGACUGCGAGGAAAUACCUUGGAGCUACGGGACUUGUCUCGAGGGGAGGAGGGUGUGUACACAUGUUUGGCUGUCAAUCCUGCAGGAGAAGACAGUGUUGAAGCUUUGCUUUCAUAUAUAGAGGAACCCCACAUCUCAGUGUAUGAGAGUAAAGUCUUGGUUGCCGCGGGUAACGAGGCCAUUUUGUUUUGCGGCGCAGAUGGAAUUCCAAAACCAGAAAUACACUGGUAUAAAGGGGAAGUGGAGCUGAAGGCCUUGUCCUAUGUAAAGAUCAGCGAUGAAGGUCAACUCCGAAUUCUAGGCGCACACGCGCUUGAUGCUGGAGAGUAUCGAUGUGAAGCCAGAAACGAGGCUGGCAGCGACUCCGCUCUUGUUUCCCUUGAAGUUGGAUCGGCACCAGAAAUUGUUGAAAUACCACAGCCGACUGGGGUCAACAUAGGGAGUAACACGAGCCUCGCAUGUAGGGUAUCCGGUAGCCCCGCCCCUACACAGACGUGGCGUCGCGCUGAUGGGCGCCCAUUAGACUUCCUUAGUGGAAAAUAUAUACAGUUAGGAUCUGGGGAUCUUUUUAUAACCAAUGCAGGGUUAGCUGAUGAAGGAGGAUAUAUUUGCGUUGCUACCAACAGAUUUGGAACAGACGAAAGCACUCCUGCCCACGUUACUAUUACUGGAAUAGUGCCCCCGUUGUUCGGAAUUAUUUCUCCGAAAAUGACGGUAAUCGAGGGAGAAGAUGUGACCCUAGAUUGUCAGGUGCUUCAAGGAAAUCCUCCACCCAGGUUGCUAUGGUUACAAGGAAAUGACGUUGUACGCACGGACGAACAUGUGAAGACGUCUGAAGGUGGCCGAUUGACUAUCGAAAGAGUUCAGGCUGAGCAUGCGGGAGAUUAUAUUUGUCUGGCUAGUAAUGCUGGUGGGAACGCCACUUUCAUUGUCAUGUUAGACGUCCAAGUACCGCCCUCAUUUGAAUACCUGACCCCGGAGGAUGAGCAGAUCAACUUCAACAUUCUGGAAGGGGACAGAGUUGUGCUACCAUGUAAUGUUGAGGGGGACCCACGGCCACGUAUUUCAUGGUAUAAGGAUGAAAGCCCCAUUUCCCUAACCGACUACCAUUACUAUAUUGGGGAAGACGGUAGCUUAGAGAUUUACAGCGCAGAGGCUGCUGAUACCGGUCUAUACAGAUGUCAAGCUUCAAACGAGGCUGGCGAAAUCGAGAAAGUACUUAACGUCUAUGUGCAGGUUCCACCAGUCAUUCUUGGUGAUCCAAAUGAGGAAUACACCGUCGUAGUGAAUGAGACGAUAGUUCUACCCUGCGCAGCAAGUGGUAUACCCGCUCCAGAAGUGACGUGGCGGAAAAACUUUGCGCCUUUUGAGCCUCCAGAAGGGUCAGAUAGGUACCUUUUUGGAGACCAUGGGUUGACAAUAUCAGACGUGAAAUCCGAGGACCAGGCGAUUUACGAGUGUAUUGCGACAAACAAUGGGGGAGAGGAGACUAAAGUUAUUGUUCUUGUCGUUCAAGUUCCUCCUGUGAUUGUGGAGCAUGGCGUCACUGAUUUUGACGUCUUGAAGGGUGAUGAAGUUCGUCUUAAUUGUGAGAGUUCCGGUGACCCCCAGCCUCUGGUCGAGUGGAAAAAAGACGAACAAAUGUUAGUGAUGUUUGACGAAACAAAUGGAUUCACACUCGUCGAUAGUGGUUCUAUCGUUAUUGGGGCUGCCCGUGUAGAACAUAGCGGAAGAUAUGUUUGUAUAGUAACUAACCCUGCAGGAAUUGCGACAAGAGAUUUUACGAUUAAUGUUCAAGAUCCUCCGACACUUCCCGCCAAUUUAAGCGUUUCACGCGAAGUCGUCGAGAAAAAUCCCGUCAUCCUUCACUGCCCUGCCUCAGGAACUCCGCCUCCUAUCAUCACAUGGUACAAAGAUGGCGUGCUCAUCUCUGGUGAACAGCUUGACGUAGUGAUUCUCGAAGAUGGAUCGCUACAACUGCUGGCUGCCGAUGCUGAAGAUUCUGGCAGCUUCAGGUGCGUGGCUGAAAACCAAGCAGGAACAGUUAGCCAUGAAGUAGAUCUAAAAGUUUGGGUGCCUCCAAAACUGACUGGGGAAGACCAUGUCCCAGGCAGUGUGGAAAAAUCAACAGUGAUAACUGGAGAAAAUAUGACCAUCACAUGCCCAGUAGAGGGCGACCCUAAACCAACGAUCACCUGGGUCAAAAAUGGAUACUCCCUUACUGAAGAAAACCUCGAUGGAAGAUAUCAGAUAUCUGAAGAUGGUCUGACACUGACAAUACUUGAUGCCGUCGUUGACGACACUGCACGCUACAAGUGCAUUGCAGAAAAUCUGGCUGGACAGACGGAAAAGAACUUUGAUGUAGAUGUAUACGUUGCCCCAUCUGUUGAUGAAGACUCCGCCUCUCCGGAAGAGAACGUUGUAAACAAGGACAACACCUUAUAUCUGGACUGUCCCGUCACUGGUAUUCCACGGCCGGAUGUCCUCUGGUACAAAAAUGGUGAGAUAAUAUCACCUCAGCUAGAUCAAAACUUGCGAUUACAUGCUGAUGGUCGUCGACUACAAAUCAUCAGUGCUCGGGUCUCGGAUACAGGAAGUUAUGUUUGUGUGGGUGAAAACCUGGCUGGUACAACUGAGCGAAAGUUUGACGUUGAAGUCCAAGUGCCAGCUAUAACAGACCAACCAGGGGAAGUUGGUAAACCGGAAGUCGUAGCAAACAGAUCUCUUACGUUGACUUGCCCAGCAUACGGUGUGCCCCCACCGGAAAUAACUUGGUGGAUUAAUGGUCUGCUGAUCGCUGCAAACAGUUCUGAGUUCCGAUUGCUCAAAGAUGGGUGGACGCUUGAGAUUCCAGUCGCAUUUUCAAAUCACACUGCUAGGUUUACCUGCCGGGCAACCAACCCUGCUGGGGAGAGUGAAAAGGCCUUUGAUGUGAAUGUGUUAUUUCCACCAGUAAUCCCACGAGACAAUCUGAAUCUCAACCCUAAAGUGAUUGUGAACCAGUCUGUUAUUCUCAACUGCCAUGCCGAAGGAAAACCUUCUCCAGACAUCACAUGGUACAAAAACGGUCUCCGCCUUGAUCCCGCUUUACAGACGCGCUAUGAGUUAAUGUCCGGAGGGAGGCAGUUGAGGUUGAAACAAGCCAAGUUGGACGAUGCGGCAACAUUCCAGUGCGUCGCAGAAAAUAAGGCCGGCUCGGAUUCAGUUGACUUCAACCUUAGGGUCCUAGUACCAGCGCGUAUUGAUGGGCGUAGGCUGCACACCAACCCCAAGGUGAAACAGAGCAGCGACCUGUCAAUCACCUGCCCUGUGACUGGAGUCCCGCCUCCUGAGGUCACAUGGUUCAAGGAUGGGGAGCCAAUCAGCAGUGAGGGCAGGGCUGAUGUGGUUAUCACAAAUGGAGGACAGGAAUUGACAAUAAAGAAUGCACAGGUUGAAGACACAGGAAGUUACACAUGCAGAGCCCACAAUGAGGCUGGUGAUGCCGAAAUCGCCUAUAAAGUUGAUGUCCAAGUUGGACCAGUUAUCAACUCUGACGAUGCCGACCCCACUCCGCAUGUUUUAAAAGGUGGGGAUGUGGUCCUUCAUUGUCCUGCAACAGGCGUCCCCCCUCCGCGAAUCUCGUGGCUGAAAAAUGGACAACCAAUAGAUUUUGCUUCAAAUCCAUAUUAUACGAUGGAGGCUGAUGGCAAGCGUCUGGCAAUAUCCAACGCCGACCUGUCCGACGCCGGCCUCUUUACAUGCAUAGCCACAAACGAGGCCGGAAGUGCUGAGCAAGAGUACCAGCUUGAUGUUUGGGAGGCUCCUACAAUAGAUCAGACUGGACUGGAUCUGGCCCCUACAGUGAUUAAAGGUCAAGACAAGACUCUCAUCUGCCCAGCUACUGGAAAUCCUGAACCAGCAAUACUUUGGCUAAAGGACGGUGAUCCAGUCCCGCUUGAUGACCGUAUACAGAUAGGAGCAGAUGGUCGACACCUGCUCAUCGCAAACGCCAGCACGAGCGACACUGCUCGUUACACGUGCGUGGCCCGGAACGCUGCAGGACAGGAAUCACUGUCGUAUGACAUGAACGUGUUUGUUGCUCCUGUUAUUGACGAGUCCAACGUUGUCUACUUCCGGAAAGUGGUCCAGAACAGAACCAUCGUCAUUGAGUGUCCCGUCUCAGGUAUUCCGAAACCAGAAGUUUCUUGGUUGGUGAACGGGCGUCCAGUAGCAGAGGCUUCAGAAGUUGCUGGGCUGACGCUCACACACGGAGGUUACAAUCUGGAGAUUCCGAGCGCGCAAGUGAUCCACACUGCUGUGUACACUUGUGUGGCCUCUAACGCAGCUGGGGAGUUACAGAAGAAAUUUGACCUUGAAGUUCAAAUUCCUCCAGUGAUAGACCGAACAAGUCUCGAGACUCGACUAACAGUGAUUGAGAACCGAACUCGGGCCAUAGUGUGUCCGGUGUAUGGAAUUCCUACCCCUUCCAUUAUCUGGUUUAAAGAUAAGGCGCCACUUUUUGACUGGCCAUACCCUCGAAUGACCCUUACCAACAAAGAACAGCGUAUAGAGAUUACCGAUGCUCAAGUAGAGGAUGCCGGCAUAUUUACAUGUCAGGCCACAAACCCUGCGGGACAAGUGAAACAGGACUUUCACCUGGAGGUCCAUAUACCACCAUCAAUCGCUGAGUCAGAAUACGUAUCGGAAAUCUCCGUGGUUCGUGGCAGCGUGGUUAACCUCAAGUGUAAAGCCAGGGGUGUUCCAGAACCACAGAUUGCCUGGCUUAUGGACGAGGAGGUCAUAGAAAUUGUUGAAAACCAGCAUAUCAGGAUACAGCAGAAUGGGCACCUACUUCAGAUUCUAGAUUCUGAUGUUUCUGAUGCAGGCCGAUACAAGUGCCACGCAGAAAACAAGGCGGGAAUUGCUGAAAGGCUCUUUGAUCUUAAGGUUAAUGUUGCUCCGACUAUCAAGGGCCCCAGCGGUCUUCAGAAUAUCUGGGUUAUUCAAAACGAGCCCCUUACACUUGACUGUCCAGCUGAGGGGGUUCCUCCACCCACAAUCACCUGGCGAAGACAGGGUGACUUCAUACAGCCAUACAGUAACCCAAGACUCAGAUUAAAGGAGAGUGGGCGUAAACUUCUACUUGUGGCUGCCCAGCUUGUUGAUAUGGGAGAGUACUCCUGUUAUGUGGAGAACGUUGCUGGGAACGGCUCUCUAAACUUCUUCGUCAAUGUUUAUGUGCCCCCUACCAUCGAGCAGGGCCCCAACUUAAUUCAGGCCGUCGUUAAUACCGGGGCCACGCUUCCCUGUGAAUCGCUGGGAUUGCCCGAUCCAAUAGUUUCAUGGCUCAAAGAUGGGUACAAUUUCCCCUCCACUGGGCUUCGACAUCGUAUGCGCAUUUCCGGGACCAUUGAGUUCACGUCAGUACGUCUUGAGGACGCGGGCACAUACAAAUGUUUGGCUACUAACGAAGCUGGAACAGCUUCGAGUGAAAUGAAACUUGAUGUACAAGUACCACCACGCGUACUUGGUCGCCAGCCACUCUAUAUAGAUGCUGUGAAGGGCGAGGGGGUCGUGUUACCAUGUGACGUUACUGGAACUCCUAAACCAGCGAUCAUCUGGCAGAAAGGGACAACUGUGCUGAGAGGCGGACAAGGCAAAGAGAUCAUAGAGAAUGGCUCCUUGCACAUUCAGCGUACACAGGAAUCAGACGGUGGAACGUAUGUGUGUAUCGCUCAAAACAAUGCAGGGACAGCUUUUGGACAAAUUCGACUCAAUAUCUUCAUCGCACCGGAAAUACCAGUGCGCGAGACUUCAUUUAUCAUAAACAACGGCCAGAAUAUUGUGCUUCCCUGUCGUGCCACAGGACGACCGCGGCCCAAGCUCACAUGGGAAAAAGACGGCGUCACGAUAAGCCGCAGCAACUCCUUUCUGAGAAUUCUUCGGAACGGUCUGGCUAUACCAUUUGCCAGGUCAGAAGAUGAUGGGACGUACACAUGUGUGGCUACAAAUGCUGCAGGAACGACUAGUGUGGAGCUGAGACUUCAAGUCCAAGUUCCACCACAGAUUGGCGAAGCAAGCCGUCUUCUGACAUUUACCGUCGGGGAGACAGCCGAUAUUCCAUGUGCCGCUAUCGGCAUCCCCCCACCCAGUAUUCGUUGGCUUAAAGAUGGGCGUCGGCUUGAUUCCUCAGCUAAAUACGAUAUCACCGAGUUUGGAAAUCUCGUAAUCAGGGGUUUAAAGGAAGAAGACACUGGGAGCUACCUCUGCACAGCUUCCAAUGUGGCAGGCCAAGCUAGCCAGGAACGACUUAUCAGAAUCCAAGUUCCACCAUCAUUCUUGGUUGUUCCUCGGAUCACUGAAGUAUUGCUAGGUGAUCGAUUAGUGCUGCGUUGUACAGCGGACGGAAUUCCUACACCAACUAUUCACUGGAAAAGAGAUGAUGCGCCAGUACCCUCCCACCCGAGUGUGAACGGACGCAGUGUAUACAUCGUUUAUCAUGUUCGCCCAGAGGAUGGGGGCGUCUACACGUGUAUUGCACAGAAUCCGGCAGGAGAGGCGCAACACAAUACUGUAGUCAAUGUGAAAGUACCACCAGAAAUACUGACUCCACCAGGCAACAAGGCAGUAACAAUCGCGGAGCGAGUGGUGUUGGCAUGCUCUGUGGGUGGCGAUCCCCCACCUGAGGUUAUGUGGCUCAAAGAUGGGCGACAAGUGCAAUUGAGUGAGAGAAUUCGGAAGCUGAGUAAUGGAUCACUCGUCAUUUACAGAUCAACGAGCUCUGAUGCUGGACAGUACAAAUGUGUGGCUACUAAUGAUGUUGGAAGCUCGUCAGGAACUGCCAUGCUUACAAUCAGGGAGCCCCCAGCCUUUUCCAUUACCCCCGUUCACACGAGGGUUGAGCAAGGAUUCAAUGCACGACUUGACUGUGUGGGAAGUGGUGAGCCGGAACCAGAUAUGACUUGGAUGAUGGGCUGGGAAAUCCUCACCAAACACAGGCGCCUGUCCAUUCUUCCAAAUAACUCUUUGUUGCUUGUCGCAGCUCAGCAGUCUGAUUCUGGAACGUAUCGUUGUAUGGCCAGCAAUAACCUUGGCCAAAGCUUCGUUGAUGUUAAUAUCACUGUUGCAGUCAAUGGUGGCUGGUCAGAUUGGCAAAGCUGGGAGGAAUGUAGUGCAUCUUGUGGGCAAGGGAGACAACAACGUCACAGGUCAUGUGACAAUCCAGAGCCAGACAUGGGGAAACCUUGCUUAGGAGAGGACGUAGAAUACAGGGAUUGCACUGUCAGGGAAUGCCCAGUGUCAGGAGCCUGGGGCAUGUGGCAGUCUUGGGCAUCCUGUAGCAAGUCUUGUGGUGAUGGAUCACGCUCAAGGAGAAGACUGUGUGAUUCUCCUCGACCUCAGUUUGGUGGAGAAGAUUGCCAAGAUGAGGGUGUACAAAUGGAGACAUGUAACCUUAGAACUUGCUCAGUUGAUGGUGGAUGGAGUAAUUGGUCACCGUGGCAACAAUGUUCAGUGGAGUGUGGCAAUGGUUUCAAGGAACGCGUUAGGUCAUGUGACAACCCCGCGCCUAGCAACCAAGGACUGUUUUGUCCUGGAUCUGACACAGAGCGUCAGGCUUGUAAACUGAAAGAAUGUCCAUUAAAUGGAAACUGGGGUGGGUGGGGUUACUGGUCCCCAUGCACAUUGUCCUGUGGAAGUGGAACAAGAACUCGCAUCCGACUGUGCAACAAUCCCGCACCCCAACACGAUGGUUUGUUCUGUUCUGGCGAGGAAUCACAACUGGAUUAUUGCAACAGUGAACCCUGUCCAGUCCAUGGUGGAUGGACGGAGUGGAGUGAUUAUGGUGAGUGCUCUGCAAGUUGUGGAGGAGGCCACAGACGUCGGUUCCGAUCCUGCUCGUCACCGCCUCCCAGCACUAAUGGACGUCUGUGUUCCGGAGCGAUAGAUGACUCUCAGACUUGUAACAGUCAACCAUGCCCUGUUGAUGGUCGUUGGGGUGAAUGGCUUGAGUGGACGACCUGCUCGCAGACAUGUGAUACGGGGCGUAUGUAUCGAACAAGGGAGUGCAUAGGGACCCGACACGGAGGGCGACAGUGUCGGGGAGACAGUGAACAAAUAAUGAAUUGCGUACUGAAGCCUUGCUACUCAAUUCCAGUGAUAGCAGAGGGAACCCUGGUUGGUACCAUCAACAACGUACAGAUCCCGCAUACUGGUUUUACCGCCGAUAUGAUUCCGCUGCCGGACGGCUCCGCAACCCAUGUUAACGUCACUAUAAGGGGACUUCCAACAGAGAUAGCUCCGCACUUUAGACAUCUAAUAUCUGCCCUAAGCCCGGUGUAUUGGAGCACAGCAACAGAAAUUGACGGGGCAGCUAACGGCUUCACCCUAUCUGGUGGGGAGUUUACAAGAGAGUCACAAGUCCAAUAUACCACCGGUGAGAUCCUGAAGCUAUCCCAAUAUUCCAAGGGCGUUGAUGAUCAAGGGAGACUGCAGCUUGAUAUCGUUGUCAGAGGCAACGUGCCGGAUAUUGACCCCGGCAGGAAGAUUGAAAUAUCACCGUAUUGGGAACAGUACACGCAGACUGGACCAUCAACUGUACAUGCACAGUCAACACGCCUGUUCCACGUGGACGGAUUCAUGCUGCCGUAUGCGUGGAACCAUUCCAUCAUUUAUAACGGUGACCAGCGGCAGUCCUUCCUCGUGCAAAAGUUGCAUGCACGGAAUUUGAACGUUAUUGUAGCACCGGAGAGAGAUAUUGUGUAGUUCGGACUGGAUGCCAGUAUAGAACCAGGUACACCAAGCAACCGAUGUCCGAAUGGAUUCCAGUUUGACCAAUCAGGACCAUACUGUAAAGAUGAAGAUGAGUGUGCGAGGCUGAAGCCAUGCUCUGAUUUCUGUCACAACUCUGCUGGAAGUUAUUACUGCUCUUGUCCGCUUGGUCUCUCAUUGGAUGCCGACGGAAAAACUUGUAUCGAUAUAGAUGAAUGUGCAACCCAGUCGUCUAGUUGUCAUGGGGACCAGGAAUGCAUCAAUACAAUUGGUUCAUUCAAAUGUCAUGUGAUUUGUCAACGCGGAAUGAAACCUUCAGAAGAUGGGCUAACAUGUGUUGAUGUGGACGAAUGUCGAGAAGGUCCAGGUCGAUGUGAUCAGAUCUGUGAAAACAAAUUUGGUGGCUUCAAGUGUUCCUGUUACCCGGGAUAUCGACGCCAAGGCAGGCAUGGAUGUACCGACAUUAACGAGUGUGAGUUGCGCAAUCCUCCAUGUGAACAGGCUUGUGCCAACACAGAGGGCAGCUAUAUUUGUAGUUGCCAGCAAGGAUUUGAACUCAUAUCGCUGGGACGAUGCAUUGACGUGGACGAAUGUAAAACCGGUCAGGCGAACUGUGCGGUUGGUCAGGAAUGUGUAAAAGCUGUAGGCAGUUAUAAUUGUAUCGCUAACUGUCCUCGAGGCUUUGAGCUACUGAACGGAAGGUGCACUGACACUGACGAAUGUAGACUCGGCCAGCACCGUUGUUACUACAAUCAGCGUUGUGUAAACACCCAGCCAGGAUACAAGUGUGUCUGUCCCCGUGGAUAUCGCUCUGCUGGGGCUGGGACUCCAUGUCUUGACAUUGACGAAUGUACGGAGACCCCGGAAGUUUGUGCUUACGAAUGCGAGAAUACGUUUGGUGGAUAUGAAUGUAUCUGUCCACCAGGACAGAUCCGUUUAGCAGACAAGCGAUCAUGCGCGGGGCUGGAGUUUUUGGAUAAGCCUCAAAUCUUUGACAUCAACAAUCCUCAAGGGGAUGCAGAGGAAAGCGAAAACGUUGACCCCAGAAAUGUUCUAGACGGUCAAACGAGUUAUCAUUACGAACUUCGUAAUCCCAUUGAAAAUGGGACGAGUAUUACUUAUUCAAACACCGUUGCAAAAGAAAUUAAAACACAGAAAAGCGAAAAGAAAAAGAAUCGUAGAAAUCGCAAAAGGAAGAACAAAAGAAAAGGAAGGAAGGGAAAAUCUCAACGGUUAAAUAGAAUUGGACAAAAACAAGAACUUGUUGGAGGCAAGGUUUAUUCAGGAGAAUUUGAUAAUGACCGUUGCGCGAAAGGUUGGAGAUUUGAUUCUGUCAAAGGCAGUUGUGCGGACAUUGACGAAUGCAAGGAUGACUUGAAUAUUUGCCAACACAACUGUUCUAACACAGUGGGCGGGUACGAAUGCUCAUGUCCACCCGGCUACCGGCUGUCAAAGGAUAAACGCACAUGUGAAGAUAUUAAUGAAUGUAUCGAGUUCAGUAUAAACUGCGGCGUGGAUAAGAUGUGCUUCAAUACCCUCGGGGAGUUUACAUGUAUUGAUGUGCCCUGCCCACGUAACUAUCACCGGGAUCCAAUCACAAACAACUGCGUUCUGGAGUGUAUCGACGCUGAGGUAGCAUGUCCGGAAUCUGCGCGUUUUGCGGACGUCAUUGAGUUCCGCACAUUGGCGCUACCAAGUGGCGUUUUAGCGCAACAAGAUCUUAUACGACUCACUGCGUACAAUCAAUACGAUGACGUUUUACGAAAGACGAUUUUCACCAUCCUAGAAAACGACGAGUAUAUUCCAUUCCAGAUCCGACUUGAAAAGGGUAUAGGAAUUGUUUACACUCCGAAAGUAUUGGAGGAUAGAAGACUCUACAAAAUUAAAGUGUUAGCGAAAUCCUUUGACAAUGAGCAAGUUAAUAUACAAUACCAGACUACUUUUAUGAUUCACAUUUCUGUGUCUUCAUACCCAUAUUAAUUGUGUUAAAUAGUCGGUGAUGUGAUUUAUUCUUGUUUGAUGGUUUCAAGAAAUCGGUUUCAUCUGUCUGAUAUUAAGGUAUUGUGAAAGACUUGGUGUCGUUGACAUCGUCAUGUAAACACUUUAACCUUGACAUAAAAAAUGUUUAAGUUAUUCAAAUGAAACUUUCUAUACAUGUUCACGUUGCCAGAGAUAAUAAACUUAUGAAAGCAAGGUCCAUAACUCUGGCUAUACUAUUUUUGAGUGUUUCCCCUUGUCUGACAGACAGGCGUUGGCAUUCACUAUGUGUCUCUGGAUGUUACGCAUACGUGUACCAUCGUGCAUUUGAACUUCUUUGUCAUGGUCAAAGAAACUAAGAAAUAGUUCGUACUGGAGCCCGCUUGCUGUUUAAUAAAGAAACUAUAUAAUAUAUGCGUUAUGAAGCAUAAAAACAUAUUGAAUAGUUGCAUGACUGAAAAUUCUUAAAUGUGCUUACUUUGUAUCAUUGGUAAAAAAUAGUGCCUAAACUAGAUGAAAUUGUUCAAGAUGUCCAAAUGAAACUUUGUGUACAUAUAAAGUAGGACCAAUCGCUCUGACUAGAUUACUUGUUGAGUUAUGCCCCUUGUUCGAUUGCAUAGUACUCUUAACCUAGUUGCAAACUCAAUUGAUUAUACCGCUAUAAAGCCUAGCAUGACUCGACAUACUACAUGUUUUCACUCUAUUUGUUUUUUACCUAUUAUUUAACAAAGGACCUUUUAGAACAAUUUAGGUAUAUAUAUUAAGUAAUUACUCAAAAUCAUACUUAUUAUGGUAGUACAUAAUUAUAAAUCUUAAAGCUGAACAGUUAUUUCCUUUCUGUUUAUAAUAAUAUCAAGGAUAUAAAAUAUUUAUAUUUUAUAUGUACUCAGUUGAGUUAAUACAUAAGCAUUUUCAAUCAUCUUAAACCAGACCAUUUGUUGGUCCUGUCCUUGUUUUUUUAGGGGUGUAAUUGCAUGAGUGUUAUGCAUUUUAAAGCGGACAUACUCAUUCUUACAAUUGAUUGGUUUAAAUGCACUUUUGAGUUUGUUAGGGGUUUUAAAAGCUUACAUACGCAUUCUAUAAGCUUACUGGUGUAAAUACAUUAUUGAGUUUGUAAGGAGUUAUAAAAGUCACAUAUGCAUUCUAACAAUUCAUUGGUGUUUGAUGUAUAAUGAACGAUUGGUUGCUUUAACUUUGAUCCUAACGGCAUACCUGGUUGUAUAUAAGUACACAUGCAAUAAAUAUAUGUAUAAUUUCAA